AUGAGGAAACUUGAGUUUUUCUUCCUUUGUAAUUCUCUAUUAAUUGUAUUUUCAACAUUCUCUGUUUCUUAUGCUCAUGAAAAACCUGCAAUUCCUGCAGAGCAAAAUUCUCAGGCUUCUGCACAAGCUGAUCAAAAUGUUUCCUCAUCCGGCCAACAAAAUUCUGCUGCUUCUUCUGGUCAAUCUACUGGCCAGGAUUCUUCUGCUUCCUCUACUUCUUCUUCCACCCAACAAGCUCAAGGUACAGCUUCUGGCCAAACUAGUGCUUCUUCUAGCCUAGAAGCUCAAGGUGCAGCUUCUGGCCAAACUAGUGCUUCUUCUAGCCAACAAGCUCUAGGUACUGCUAAUGGCCAGAUUGAUACUACUCAUCAGAGCCAAGGCUCCUUUAGUGCUAGUGGAAGUGCAAGUGCCACUUUCAAAGGACAGUUUACAAAAGUUUUUGCUUUCGGAGACUCAUUUACCGAUACUGGAAAUGCUGCCAGCCUGGAAGGGGUCAAACCCUUUGGACACCUUCCAUUUGCCAAGCCAGGUAACCUACCCGGCCAUAGAAUGAGCAAUGGUAAAUUGCUUAUCGAUUUCCUCUGUGAGGAUCUUGGUUUGCCUUCAAUAAAAGCAUAUAAGGAUGCUUCUGGUAACUUCUCUAGCGGUGCCAACUUUGCAGUAGCAGGAUCAACUUGUCUUGCAUCAAAAUUUUUUACUACUCAUAAAAUGUUACACUCCUUGAUGUUUAAACAAAAACCUGAGAAUGCCUUGAUUCAAAUAGAUUGGUUCAACAAUUUUCUUCUAAAUGCGGAAUGUAAAGGUUUGGAUGAGGCUCAAUGCAAAGCUCACUUAUCAAACUGCCUCUUCUGGGUUGGUGCUCUUGGUCUUAGUGAUUAUGCACGUAUUAUUGGAUCGGCUAUCCAUGGUAAAUCACUUACAGAAGCAUCGGUGGAUCAUGUUUGCAAAAUUCUUAAGGAUUUGCUUGACAAAGGUGCAAAGUAUGUUGUGGUUCAAGGACUUCCACCAGCAGGUUGCUGUCCAUUACAAAUGCUCCUGAACCCACCAAGGGAACGUGACAGUAUGGGAUGUUCAUCUGGCCUUAACGCAUUGAUUCAAGCUCACAAUGAAGUCCUCGAGCAAAGGUUGGUAGAAUUUCGGGAACAGUACCAGGGUACAGUGAUUAUAUAUGCUGAUACCUGGAAGGCAUACAAAACAAUAAUGCUCAACCAUAAGAAAUUCCAUUUUGAAGAGCCCUUCAAGGCAUGCUGUGGAGCUGGAGGAGGACCACUCAACUUUGACUUGCAUUCCCUUUGUGGAUCAAGCGGCACCUCUGUCUGUAAAAAUCCCCAGAACUUCAUCAGCUGGGAUGGAAUUCACUUCACUGAAGCUAUGCAUAAACGUCUUUUUGAUAUGUUCGUCCACCAAGGCUUCUGCUCCCCAUCGUUUGAUGUGCUGAUUCAAGCCAAGAUGAAGGGUGGUCUUGCUCAGGGUGCUGCUGCUUUUGCUGCUAAGGGUAUUACUAAGGGUGCUGGUGCUGCUUUUGCUGCUUCGGGUGUGGGUGCUGGCGCUGCUGGUGCUGGUGCUGCUGGUGCUGCUGGUGCUGGUGCUGCUAUUGCUGCUAGGGCUGCUGCUAGGGCUCAUGCUGCUAAGGGUAUGACUAAGGGUAUUCUUGGUCAUAAAUUACUAAUCUGA
Messenger RNA from Manihot esculenta (cassava), 1674 nucleotides. RefSeq names its product GDSL esterase/lipase At3g48460. The transcript has 2 exons. Gene Ontology annotation, molecular function: hydrolase activity, acting on ester bonds. The record is from RefSeq and is a predicted model, not a curated record. Bases 1 to 1674 code for a protein of 557 amino acids. NCBI's taxonomy places the organism in Eukaryota, Viridiplantae, Streptophyta, Magnoliopsida, Malpighiales, Euphorbiaceae.